AUGUCAAAAUAUUCAGAAACAAUUCAAGAGAUACUAAGAAGUGGAAGUAGUAAAAAAAUUGUAGACAAGAAAAAGUGUGCGUUCGAAUUGUUAAGCUUAUAUGAAAAUCAGGAAGCUAUCAAUGAGAUAUGUAGAAAUACAGAACAAAAUGUACAAGGUACUGUAAACUGGUCAUAUAUAAUACAUACAGUGCAUAAGCUCUUAUUGGAUGAAACAGAUAGACUUGCUUCUAAGGAUUCAAAUAAAAAAGCAACAGUUACCGAAAGACAAAAUACGUGUACACUUGUAAAAAAAACAGUUCAAUAUGCAAAUUGUUAUAAAGAACCACUUUUGAAGUGCUCGGAUAUAAUUCCAUUAAUUUUACAAAUAUUGAGAAGUAGUAAAUACGAACAUUACCAUGAAACUUAUAUGCAUAUAUUGGUAUCUUAUAUACUUCCAUAUAGAACAUAUCAGAUAAAGAUGCUAUCCGAACAGUGGCAAAAAUUAUUGGAGAUAUGUAUACAGGUGUACAAAAAUGUAUCUUUACUUGCAAAUAAGCGUACAGUUUUAGAAGCAUUACAAAUGAUUGCAAAUUACGGUUGUCUUCAUUCAGAUCUUCUGCCCAAUCUAAAAGGAACAUUGACAUUCUUGGAAACUGUAUUUUCUGAUGUGAAAGCAAAUCAGGAAAUUUUAGCAGAAUCUGCUUAUAAACUUACAAACACAGUGUGUCAACAAAUUGCGACUGAGUGCAGAUAUAAUCUUUGCCAAUUUAGUGAAACUAUUUUACUAAAAAUAAUUAGUCUGAAAAGUUCAGUGGAAAAGUAUAAAUUGUUAUUGCUUUUUAUUAAAAUUCAUCAUCCCAAAGGAGUAUGCGAUGUUGAUCACGGGGCUUACGCUAAUGAUUGGGAAAAAUGGCAUAUAAUACUAAAAAGUAUGUAUUUAAUGAUUUUGAAAGAUUGUAAGCCAGAUAUACUACCGAAAAGUUUUAUUCAUCUUGCAAGUGAAGUUUUUAAGCAAGUAUUGGAAAACUCGAACCUUACAGUUGAAAAAAUAUCACUGGAUGAGUCUGAUUAUUUACAAUCGGCGAAACGAAGACGAAUCGCUACUAAAAUGGAUAGAUUAAUUGAUAUGAUUAGCGACAGUAAUACGGAUGAAUGUUGGCCCAUAAUACAGAUACUAACAGUGUUAUUCAAACGAUAUUCUGAAUGUUUGAAAUCGCAAGACCUCCCAGCAUUCUUAAAAAUUUUAGUAGAUCUCCUAACGCAGUCUUGUAAAACAGAAAUUAUCACGGAUAAUUUAUACGAAUUAGCUGUUGUUCUGUUAGCAAAUGAAAAUGUAUUUUCAGUCACAGAUAUAGAAAAUGCAAACAUAUAUUGGGAUAAAAUAUGGGAUAUUUUAUUGAGGUCUUUGAGUGUAAAUCAAAAUGAGAUAUCAGCUCAUAAGCUUACGCAGCUCUUUGUAAUAAACAACAAAAUAACAAAUCCAAAUGCACUUUUGAAACUUUAUCUUACAAAUGUUAUCAAAUGGUCUAUUAUGAGCCUGCGCACAUUAAUAGUACUUUGCGAAUAUCUAUCCUUGCCUACUGAUAUAGCAAUGUUCAAUAUAAAUACAUGCUCGCCAACAAUGAAUUCAAAUUCUGUAAGAUUGUGCCUCUUAAAAUGGGCACUGAAUAUAUCCUGGCAUAAAGUGGCUAUGCAAAUAAUAAUUGACGAGUUAUGUUUAUUAUUGAUUAGUAUUAUGUCGAAACCAAGACACGAGAAGCAGAUAAAAUUUAAUGAACGCAAUAUUAACAAUUCGUGUAAUUGUUUAAACAACAUGGAAUAUAUCGAACCAUCUUACGAGGAUAUUGAAAAUUGUCACUUGCUAUUGACUUACAAACGAAAUUUGUUCAUUGAGAAUGAAGAAGAUGAUAUUUCGUAUAACGCUAAAGUAAAUGAAUACACAUUGUGUAUGGAAGAUAUUGUGACUUCCUUAAUGCACAGUUUAUGUGACAUACUAAAUGAAAGUAGCGGAAGCGAUGAUUUACACGUAACAAUAAUAAAGAUUGCAAUUGUAGCGAAAGUAAUAUCAACGAUGGGACAGUUGAACAUGAUAAAUAUUAACGAAGAGUUUCUUCGACAUACUAUGGGAAAGCAUUUAGAUGCUGUGUAUACUUUAUUGGCAAAUAUAGAUUCAUCGAGAGGUAAAUAUAUUUACCUUUGCAAUGUGACGAAAGCUCUUAAUGUGUUGUACGAAACACCGUAUGAUACAAAUGUAUCAAAGAUAAUCAUCUCGUCUUCCACGCCAAAUAUGUUAAAAAACAUAUUCAGUUUAAUGAAUAUUGAAGAUAACGAAAUUGCUGAUUAUGAGACAACUAAGAAUUACUUUGAAGACUACGGUUCUUUCCAAAGUAGACGUAGAAGUUCAGAUAAAAGUAUGCUACGCAAAAAGCAAUGUUACUUCUGUAACAAGGGUACAAUCAGAAUACAAACGUCAAGGGCUUUGGCAUUGUUUUGCUGCAUGAAUGUGGGAGAAGAAAAAUGUGACAUACAAAUAAAACUUAUGAAUAGUUUGCUGAAAAUAGAUAUGUACGAUCUGUCACGCACAGUUGAUAUUAAAAUGGCUGUCACAGUUUUGGAGUCUCUAUCGAAAUACGGCAUGCAAGAUUUAUGGAAAAAUCACGAAGGAAUACCAUUAAAGAAUGUAUUGGCAUUAUAUCAGGGAUGCUGUGAAGAUGAGACUGCUAUUCGUUAUGUAUUAAAUAUUUUGCCAUAUUUUUUUAAAUAUGCCGUGGACUAUGACUACGGUCUGGAUGAUUUAAUGGACAUUAUUUUUCAACUGAACGAGUGCAAAAGGAAAUACGGUUUUCGUGUUCACAUAGAAUUUACUAAGUGCCUUUUAAAAAUCAUUCAUGUCAGACCCUCUCUCUUUAAUUAUGCAGUACCUGAUACAUGUGAUCAAAAAAUUCCAAUAAUUGACAGUAUUUUAACAUCUCUUUCUAAUUCUUUGUUUAUUGUACGAUUACAAGCAAUUAAAUGUAUACAAGAAAUAUACCUUUUGAAAAACAUUGAUUUAAAAUGGAAAGAAACAUUGUUUAGACGAAUAGAAGAGUCAAUGAACAAAUUAAUUAUUGGUAAUAAUAAAAUGGAUGAUACGAGAAAUGUUGACGAAAGGGAAAUUAAAAUAGCAAGUACUUUAUUAGUAUUGGCAGCGAUAAUAUCUACCAACGGAACAUUUCAAUGUCGUGCUUUACUGACAAUGUUUCAUCUUACUGUAGACCAAAAAAUCGAAGUUCAAACUAUACCAAAAGCAUUAAAUACUAUAGCAAACCGAAUAAGUUACUCGAGUCUCAUUGAAGAUAAUUUAAGUUAUCUAGUAACAUAUUGGUAUAAUUCGGAAUAUUCUGCACGAUCGUUUCCUUGGAAGUUAGUACACUGUAAAUCAGAAGAACAAUUUUAUAAAACAUACAUUAAUAUGCUUGCAUUUAUUAAAUUUCAAAGUUUAGAACUUUCUAAUGUGAUAUCCCUUUGCACUUAUGUUAACUUAUCAUUGCAACAGAUCAUUGAAAAUAUUUUUCCACAAAUUUUGCCAUGGUUAUUAUAUUCUAUUAACGAACGCGAUAGUACUACAAGAAAAUUGGCCGGUAAAAUGUUUCACAAGUUAAUAUCAAAUCAAGAUGAAUUUGUUGCAGUUAAAAAAUUUUCGAGUUUAUUUAAUGAUAAAUUUGAAGAAACAUUAAUAUAUCUCAUUGAAAGAUUACACGACGAAUGCUAUCUCGAUAAAAUGUUGGGUGUACAAAUUUCAUUCGCAAUGUCAGAUCCUCCUCAUUUCAACAGUGAAACAAUUAAUGCAUGCUUGAAAUACAUGGAAGAAAACUUUUUCGCGCAAGGAACGUCUGUGCAAUAUAUUCUAGCACAUAAUUGUCCAAAUAUAUUACAGAGAAUGUUACUACAUUUAAUUAGCAAUGUUUAUAAGAAACGGUUUGUGGAACAUAAAGUAAAAGCCUUUCACCAAUACAUGUUCUUUUGUGCACUGAUUCUUAAAAAAUUAAAGGAAGAGUAUUUUAAUGCACUGUCUAUGUACAUAGUAAAGGAUAUUGGCUACAGUUUACUUCACAUAAUUAAAGAAAAUGAUAAUAUUCUUCUUGAAAUAGCGUGUAAAUAUUUUUAUAUAUUUGUACAGCACGUAUUGCCUAUAAGACCCGAAGAAAUCAAAGAGAUUCUCAGUUUUACUGUGAUGGUUUUAAUUCCUAUUGCACAAUUGGGAAAGACACCGAUAACUUUGAAAAUACUUCAUUAUUUACUAAUCGAACAAAAAGAAAUAUUACACAAUGCAAUAGAAAAGUUGAAUUCGUUUCCAAAUGUACCUAUUUUUCAAGAAAUUCGAAAUGUGCAUAAUGCUUUAAAGUAUACAGCUGAAAAGAAGUACAGUUUAGAAGAGGAAAUACAACAUUUUUUAAAUUCUUUAGUCGACAAGAAUAUCAAUUACAGCAUAGAAGAUAUUUCACAUCUACGACAACAAUUAUCGACGAGAAAAGAAGAAUUACAAGCAUUGUACAACAAACUUGAAACAUUGCGUGGUUUUGCAGAAGAUUGUGCCUCGAGCAUGUUGCAUCAAUUAAUAUAUAAACUUAUAAAACUAACAACAUCUUCUGAUGCAAAUAUUUCAAUCGAAGCAUCAAAAUGUUUAGGGGAAAUUGGUCCGAAUGAUUUAACGUCGAUGAUAUUAUAUUUGGAAAAAAGCCAUGUUACUGAAAGUUCUGACUUGGUAGAAAUAUUGACAUAUAAAUUAAUAAUAAAAAUGAUAGAAUUGUUAUUUCAAAGUGAUAUCGAACUCCGAAAAGUUAGUGCUGAUGUACUUUACGCUACAUUGUCAUCUUCUUGGGGACAAAAACUGUUAAAUACAAAGUACAUAGAACAUUUAAAAUCUCUUCUAGGUGAAUCACAGGUAAUGCUACCUCUAAAUUAUGUUCGACCAUUUAUAAUUAAUAAAAAUGUAAAGGCAAAGAAAAUUAGCGUAAAUACUGUAAAAAUGAAUAAUAUCUUGAAUCCACAAAAUAGAAUUUGGACAGUUGAAACUAAUGGUUCAUAUGUCAAUUGGAUCACCGAAAUAACAUGUAAAAUUGUAGAAUGUUUUACAGGAUUUUAUUCUGAAAAUUUAAUUUCCGUUUGUGCAUUAAGCACUGAUUUCUGCGAAGUAAUUUUGCCAAGAAUUAUUUUUCUAAUCAUUCAUAUCGAUAAAAAACUCACAUCUGCCAUAUGUUCUUGUAUAAAUCAAUAUUUUGACUAUCAUUUUAACUUCACAAUAGAAACAAAUGGGUCUCCGCAUGUAACACGUAAAACAGCAAAUUGUGACCAUCAAAUUGUACAUUGUAUGUUAAAUAUUGUGAAUUACAUUAGAAUACAAGUCGCUGAUGAUAUUCGUUUAAAUUUAAAUUACAUGUAUAUCGCAAAAGCUGCACAAUAUUGUGCAGCUUUCUUUACUGCGAUAUUGUACGCAGAAAUGUCUUGUGAAAAUAUUUUAAACGAUCAUAAUAAUUUUACUAAUGUUUCCAAAAUUGAUGAUGUCUACGAAUUGGCACCUGAACAAGGGAAAAUGAUACAGAGUAUACUUAGAGACACAUACUCAAAAAUAGGUGACUUCGAUGCCAUUCGUGGUACAGGAUCUUCACAUUUGCAAGAUCAUUCAACUCGUAUACAACAUUAUGUUCACACUUACGAAUGGAAUAAAGCAAUACUUGCCCAAGACGUUGAACUUUCCUUUGGAAACAUGACAGUAAUCAAAGAAAUGGCUAAUGGAUUGCAUCAUUCUGGUCUUCAAUAUUUAAUGGACAAUUUUAUAUUUGCCAUGUCUAAAAAUAAUGAAAAAAUACAUGAAGAUAUUCAAUAUGAAUGUUCUUGGCGGCUUAGCAAUUGGAAUUUUUGUGAAAUAAAUCAGGCGUUGUAUGUGCAAAAUGAUUGUAAAUUGAAGUCACAAAUAACUGAGUCUGAUUAUCAUUUUUAUCAUUAUCAAGCAUUAAAAUAUUUUCACGAAGGUAAUGAAGCAGGUAUACGAAAUGCGAUUGAAAGUGCUCGUAUGAGUGUCAUCAAAGCACUUAAAAAUAUUAGUCUAGAAAGCAGUAAAACUAUAUAUGAAAAACUAAUGCAGUUACAGUUAAUUCGUGAGAUUGAAGAAUUCAGUUUGGUAAAGUCAGAUGAGUAUGAAAAUGUAUUAAAAAAAUGGCAGCAGCAAGAUAUAUCUAACUUCAAUGAAUUGGAAUACAUCGAACCUGUAUUAACUCAAAGAACGAUUAUGUAUCAAAUAAAUGAUGCUUUAGCUGGAAGCGUACAGAUGAAGAAUGUACUUUUUAAUACGUAUUUAGAUCUUUCAAAAAUAGCAGUGGACAAGGAAAAUUUAAAUAUUGCCACACGUUCGCUAGCUGUCUUAGCAAAACAAACAGACAUACCCCCGAAAAUUCAAGAUCAAUUACUUUAUCAAGAAUCUCUAUUGGCACGUCUUCGAAAUGAUUUGGAAAUUGGACGAUUUCUUUUACGUAAUUUGAUACACAAAGAGAGCCUAGAUAUAAAUUUACGAGCUCAAGUGUUGAGAGUUUACGGUGACUGGAUGGCUGAAACAAAAUCUGAGAAUCCUCAAGCUGUGAUAAAAAAGUAUUACUUAAAAUCUAUAGAUACAAGUAGUUCUAUCGAUGAACAAACUACUGAGAGCGUUAAAAAUUUACACGACACACAGGUAGCUCUAGCUCGAUUCGCUGACGCACAAUUUUCGCAAAUAUGUUCAUACAUGAAAUCUCCUCAAUUUGAAAGCCUGAAAGAAUGUGUUGCAUACUCUAGCGAGAAAAUCAAUAUGAAUGCAGUUACUAAGGAUAAAGAUGUUAGAAGAGCAUUAAUUUUGAAUCAGAGACAAACUAUAAAUGAUGUUGAAGAACUGGAGCACAUAGAAAAGGAAAAGGAUAAUUAUUUAAUUUUAGCCUUGAAAUACUACUUACUAGUGUUACAACAAAGCGAAGACCAUAAUUUAUUAAUAUUUAGAAUAGUAGCUCUCUGGUUAGAUAAUAGAAACAAGAAAGAUGUGAAUGAUUUGUUGGAUUCGAAUAUCAAUAAAAUACCGUCUUAUAAAUUUAUUCCGCUUAUUCCUCAAUUAGCGGCGCAUAUUAGCGAUGUCUUUGAUACAUUUUCGCAAAAAGUAUAUGAAAUUAUGGAACGUUGUGCGCUGGAUCAUCCAUAUCACACAUUACCCGCGUUAUUAGCGUUGAAAAAUUUAUACGGCGAUUAUGAAUACGCUGGGACUAAGACAAAUAAAACGUCCGAACCGAGGGUACUCGGAGCUAAAAAAUUGUUGCAUGAUUUAACAAAGUCGAAUGUAAACUCGGUUAUGCAUGAAAUGGAUAAGUUAUCGCACUCCUUAGUUAUGCUGGCCAAUCUCACAACUCCUUCGAGUAAAUCUGGUUCAGUACUCAAUAUUCCGAAAAAUCAAGAAAUCUUGAAAGUUAAAAAUUUCAGAAAUGUACUUGUGCCAACAUUGAUGAUUAAUGUGAAACCAUCCAAAAAUUAUGAUGAUAUCAUUGGUAUAUCUAAAUAUAUGGAAACGUACGAGACUGUCGGAGGUUUGAAUACUCCGAAAAAGAUAGUUUGUAUUGGUACUGAUGGAAUAUCAAGAUAUCAGUUAGUAAAGGGAAAGGACGACUUGCGACAAGAUGCUGUAAUGCAACAAGUUUUUAAUGUAAUGAAUAUAUUGUUAAAAGCUUACAAAGAAACUAGAAGAAGAAAACUGAUGAUUAGAACGUAUAAGGUUGUACCUUUGACACAGAGAUCGGGGAUUUUAGAAUGGUGUGAUAAUACAGUUCCUAUUGUAGUUAUAUUAAUAGGUUCAAAUAAUGAUUCUGGGCUUCACAAAAAGUAUUACCCGAAGGAUCAUACGGCACGAGUAUGCAAGGAAAAAUUAGCAGCAGUUGAAAAGUCAUCGAGCAAUGCAAAAUUAAAAGUGUACAUGGAUUGCUGUGCACAUAUGCAUCCAGUGUUGCAUCAUUUCUUUGUUGAGAAAUAUCCAUCUCCUGAAACGUGGUUUGAAAGAAGAUCAGCAUAUACACGCAGUGUCGCAACAACAUCCAUGGCAGGAUAUAUUUUAGGUUUAGGUGAUCGCCACUUAAAUAAUAUUUUACUCGAUCAAACAACUGCUGAAGUGAUUCAUAUCGAUUUUGGUAUAGCAUUUGAACAGGGGAAAGUAUUACCAAUUCCUGAAACUAUUCCAUUUCGGCUGACACAAAACAUUGAGGCAGCAAUGGGUGUAUCUGGCAUAGAAGGUACAAUGAGACAAUGCAGUGAAAAAACUUUGACUGUACUGCGUGAUCAGAGACAAGUAAUUAUAACACUACUUCAAGUUCUAUUGUACGACCCAUUGUUUACGUGGACUAUAACACCAGCUAAAGCAUACAAUAUACAAAGUGGAAGUUCCUCUAGAUCAGUCGAAGUUAAUCAAGGUUCUGUCGGAACUAAUAAAACAGCAGAAAGAGCCCUGUUAAGAAUAGAACAAAAACUACAAGGUACUGAAGAAGGUUUACCGUCAAGCGUUUCCGGUCAAGUUGAAAGACUUAUACAGCAAGCCCGUGAUCCAGUUAAUCUCUGCCGUCUGUUCUGUGGAUGGCAACCGUACUUAUAA
Dufourea novaeangliae is the source of this 8613-nucleotide messenger RNA. It is a transcript of the gene tefu, whose product is annotated as serine-protein kinase ATM. Gene Ontology annotation, biological process: DNA repair. The transcript is spliced from 18 exons. Gene Ontology annotation, molecular function: protein serine/threonine kinase activity; protein binding. The record is from RefSeq and is a predicted model, not a curated record. Lineage: Eukaryota; Metazoa; Arthropoda; Insecta; Hymenoptera; Halictidae. Bases 1 to 8613 code for a protein of 2870 amino acids.